This is a messenger RNA of Chara braunii, 2125 nucleotides long. The record is from the annotation of a GenBank genome assembly. Lineage: Eukaryota; Viridiplantae; Streptophyta; Charophyceae; Charales; Characeae.
CGCGCCGCAUCCUCUGGCAGCUCGUGGAUUGUUGAGUGGCUUGAGCCGUUCCUGGUGCGUGUGUCCGCUUGCAUGAAGCAGUGCAUGCUGGAUUUGGCGCAUUUAUCAGCAAUAAGCCUAGAGUCGGAGAGUUGUGCAACAGCUCGUUCGCAUCAGUUCCCGUUUCUUGAGUGGGCGGGCAAUAGAGUGAUCGUUCAAGACCGUGUCCUUGGAUUGACGCUAUCCUUCUAUACAAGGCGCAGCACAGAGUGGACUUCACUGUGCCACUGUGCAGCUUGGCCAGGAGUCCACCACGCCCUCAUUGUCGUCGUUCCCAAGCGUCCGUUGGCAUCUACAGACCGAAGGCACCUAAUCAACUCGUGGACUCAAGUUGGUCAGCUGGAAAAGGGCAACAUUUUCAGUAGGCGGUCCAGACAGAGGGAGGUAGGCCUAGGCGCUCUGAGGAGGAAGGCAAGAUUCGAAGGAGUUGAUACGAUGGAGAGGUCCAUUGAGGUAACCGUGCCAUGGGCUGCGUUGACACCUGGGGGAGGGGUGGCGGGGACGGCACCUCCACAACAACAGGUCAGGGGUAGUGAAGCUAUUGAAAUUGGUCAUGGCAUUGGGGACUCCCUGAAAGAAGGGGGGUAUGUCAUCAAGGGGUUCCUGGGAGGGCGAGGUGGUCUGGGAAACUUCUACGAAGCUGAGACAAAGGAAGGAAAUAGGGUUGCGGUCAAGGCCCUUUCAUUGAUGUCAGCAAGGGAAGACGUCCAGCUCUUCGAGAGAGAGGCCCAGGUGUUAAAGACCCUGAGUCCUCAUGGUAUUCCAGAGUAUGUGGACUUUUUUGAAGCCGACUGGGGAGGCUACCGGUCACUCUAUCUUGUCCAAAAAAUUCCUAACGGUCAGUCGUUGGAGGAACUGGUGUGGAAGCCGGGGUUUCGGUUCUCUGAGAAGGACAUUGUGGAUAUAGCUGUGGAGGUACUUCGAGUUCUGUCAUAUCUGGAGAGUUGGCGGGUAGUUCAUGGCAAGAUCAAGCCGGCCAACAUCAUCGUUGACUUUAAGAGUGCCAAGUUGGAAGCGACUUGGGAGGGACAUGUCAAGGUGGCUGGUUUCGGGGCGGUGCAAGAUGGGUUGAUGGCGCCGAAGGUAGGAGCCAGUAGCAGUACGGGAUUCGAGACACAUGGAUACCAGGCCCCUGAGCAGUCUCAGAACAGGUUUGAAAGUCAGGCAGACCUCUAUGCUCUGGGGGGAACCGUGCUGUAUUUGUUGUCCGGUCGACAACCAUCGAAUUUCCCGCACAAGCGGCUCAAGAUCCACUUUCGCGACCAGGUGCAGAUGAGCGGGUAUCUGGCAGAUGUGCUGGACAAGUUGUUGGAGCCAGCACCAGAGGAUCGAAUCCAGCGUGCGCAAGAUGUGAUCUCUGCAUUGAGGAGUCAGAAACUUGUGGUAGAGGUGCGCCCAGAUGCAGCUGUGCGCCUGGAUGCAGCUGUGUGCCUGGAUGCAGCUGUCGUCUUGCCCGGUGGGAGUGGGAGGGGCAGACGGUCUCUUCAACAAAAACCGGCAGGGUCCAAGGUUUCUAUGUCAGCGACCAGUAGCGAGCUGGUCCUGGUCAUUCCGCCACUUGGUUUGGUUUUUGGGAUGUUUACCGUGAUCUUUUACGUGAUUUGGUUGGGGUUUACCUGCGGGUUCAGUGUCCUUGUCCUCCUUAGUCCCAACCCGUGGUUUAUUCUCUUCACCUUGCCCUUCUGGGGUGUUGGUGUAUUCUCCGUGUGGUUCGCCCUGAAGACCAUGGUGGCCAGAACGCGCCUGCAGAUUGUGGCAGGGGGUACAUUCUCCAUCUCUUGGAGUAUCAGGGGCUGCCUUAGGGGAGUUGCUGCCUAUGGCCGAUCACAGGAUCUACUCGGUGCUAAAAYGGUUGUGGAYAGAGGGCGGGUGACUAUGUGUGAGCUCCUUGAGGGGGUGAAGACUCAUAAUUUUGGUGGAGCUGGGCUUAGUGAGGUAGAGAGGGUAUGGAUUGUGGAAGUGAUUAAUUAUUUUCUCUUUUCAGUGCAAAACAGCCAUUUAAGGAGGGAGGAGGAGGGGGACGAGGAGAGUGGGGUAAUACGGUAGUUCUCUCGGCCCUGUGGAGAGCGAAGUUAGCAAGAAAUGC